Messenger RNA from Xyrauchen texanus (razorback sucker), 1703 nucleotides. Its product is annotated as protein unc-119 homolog A-like. Lineage: Eukaryota; Metazoa; Chordata; Actinopteri; Cypriniformes; Catostomidae. The transcript is spliced from 5 exons. Bases 155 to 940 code for a protein of 261 amino acids. Gene Ontology annotation, biological process: visual perception; nervous system development; negative regulation of clathrin-dependent endocytosis. Gene Ontology annotation, cellular component: spindle midzone; spindle pole; intercellular bridge. Gene Ontology annotation, molecular function: lipid binding. The record is from RefSeq and is a predicted model, not a curated record.
CGAGUGUACACACCGACGCUGAGCGGAGAACAGGAGGAUUAAAAAAAAAAAAAAACUCUAAAGCGGGCAACCUGAUCAGCCUUUCGGGUGUGGGAGGGUUACUGUUUUGUGUCUGCUAGACCGGGGGAGCAGGGGGAAGGAGGAGGAACGGAUAAUGAGCUAUUCUUGUACCAGCACAGGCAACAGCCAGGACCCAUCGAGCGCUAAGAAGUCCGGCGGCGUUAAUCCCAGUAGUUGCAGCGGCGGAGACACCGGUAACGGCAACAACAGUCACAGCAUCCGCGGCAGCCAAGCAAACUCAAAGCCCGAUUUAACCGAGGCCAUGAAAGUCAAGAAGGGCUGUAACAUGACAGACGUCGGGGUCCCCAUCACCACAGAGGAGGAAUUGCUCGCGAACAAAACGAUCAGCGCCGAGGAUGUGCUGGGAUUGCAGAAGAUCACUGAAAACUACCUAUGCGGCCCAGAAGACAAUGUUUACAAUAUUGACUUCACGAGGUUCAAGAUCAGGGACAUGGAGACAGGGACAGUGCUGUUUGAGAUCACCAAACCUCCAGCCACAGGUGGGGAUAAAAGAGAUGUUGAUCCAAACGCUGGGCGAUUUGUACGGUAUCAGUUCACGCCGGCUUUCUUACGGCUGCGUCAAGUAGGUGCCACCGUUGAAUUCACAGUGGGGGACAUUCCUAUCAAUAACUUCCGGAUGAUUGAGAGGCACUACUUCCGUGAACAGCUGCUGAAAAGCUUUGACUUUGAGUUUGGCUUCUGCAUUCCCAGCAGCAAGAACACCUGCGAGCACAUCUAUGAGUUCCCUCCACUCUCCGAGGAUCUCAUACGUGAGAUGAUCCUACAUCCCUAUGAGACGCAGUCUGACAGUUUCUACUUUGUGGACAACAAGCUGGUAAUGCACAACAAAGCAGAUUACUCUUACAGCGGAGGCCCUUAAGACACCAGGGGGUGGAGCCUGAAGCAGAGAGUUUGACUGACAGACCUAUGAACCAAUCAGACAUCUUUCUCCACUAGUCAUGCCCUCCUUGAUACAAUGUCAUAAACCACUGCCUACAGUGCUCAUUGCCUGUUUUCAUAAGAUCUAGAGAGUCGAACUUUCACAAGGUCUUGUCCGAUACAUACAUAUCCUAUUCUGAUUUCCACACUGCCAUUUGUUCACAGUACAUCAGCAAAUAUAGCUAUUUAAAUGUCUAUUUUUACGCCCUCAAGUGAGCAAAUGAAAAUAAGGUUACAUGUUUUGUAUGGGCAAAGCACUGUGAUGUGAAUGGUUCUUGAGUGUAUGUGGAUUUUGAUUUCAGUAAUUUUGUGUGCGUGUUGUGGACAGUGCUCACAAUUUAAGACCGAUAAAAUCAUUUUGUAUUGCUGAUGUCAAAUAUUUAUUUCCCCAUCAGAAUAAGCUACAUACCUGUAUAUCAUAUUUCAUACUUAUGAACUUUGCAACCUAAAUAGAACAUUAUUUUAUGGUAAAAUACAAUCAAUAGAUUUGUGUUGCAUUAGAUAUAUUUUGAUACCUGAACAAAGUUGAAACUUGCUUAAUUUUGAGAUGUUGAUAUUUGUGUGUAUAAAAAAAACAGCAAAAAAAAAAAAUGAAUUGUAAUAGUUGAAGAUCAGUUAAAGGUGCACAACUGACAUGGAUUUACAGUGGUGUGCAGUUUGGUCUACUGGAUUCACUUAACGUAAUAAAAACCUUUGCUUUCAAA